CGUCUGGGGACGAAGUUGUCUCAAAACAUUCUCGGAAAAUUUUUUAUGUGCUCGUACAUGGAUUCAAAGGCGGAGAGCAUUCAAAAUGGCGACUUUAGAAGAAGCAGUAGAAAAUGUUCGUCGCCUAGAAAAUCUAACUUUGAACAACGAUGAACAGCCAAACAUUGAAGCACCACCAGCUUCAAUUACGUAUACUUGUGAUUUUGAUACUAAUUUUGGAGAUAAGGAAGGGUUUAUUACUGGCAUCAGCCGUUAUAUGGAAGAAGCAGGAAUUCAUCAACAAAUGAAUGAACUUUUGGAAGAUGGAGAAAAAUAUGCAUCAAUGUUAUAUACUUGGAGAUGUUUGUCAAGAGCUGUGCCAACGGCAAAAAGUGAUGAGCAAGCAAACAGAAGUGAAAUGUACCAGUGUACACUUGAUGUCAUGAGACCUCACAUACAGAAGCUAAAAGAUUUUAUGUAUUUUCAUGAGAAAGCCAUUACAUCAUUCUGUGCUGAAGUAAAAAGGCUUUGUCAUCCUGAACGUAGAAAAGACUUUGUUUCAGAAACUCACCUGCUGGCAAUGGGAAAAAUUAUAAAUAUGUUUGCUGUUCUUGGCUCGCUAAAGAACAUGAAAGCUUGUUUGAACAAUGAUUUUGCUUUUUACAAGAGAGCUGAAACAUUUUUAAAGCAAACCACAGGAGAUGAAAAAGCCAUGAUUGAGUCGCAAAACCUGACCAUGUUUCUCGCAACACAUGAUAUAAUAACAACAAAAUUAAAAACCUCCCUUGAAGGGAUAGAAGCUGCAGAUGAACUUUUGGCUGAUGUAGUGCAGUUGUGUUGCAACUUCUAUGAAUCCAAAAUGUAUGUCUUGCCCAAAGAGAAGCAUUUACUUUUAAAGGUGAUAGGAUUUACCUUGUUUUUAUUGGAUGGAAAAAAUUCAAACAUUAACAAGCUUGAUCAACGCAAAAGAAUUAGCAUCAGCAAAAUUGAUAAAUUUUUUAAGCAACUACCUGUCGUGCCACUUUUUGGAGAUAUGCAAAUCUCUUUAAUAUCAUACAUUAAAAGUUGUCCCCAUUUUGAUUCUUCUCGAUGGAGUUGUACUUCAGAUAAUGCAGAAGAGAAAAUUGGGGUGACACAGUACAAUUUGACAGGAAAGAUUGAAUGGUUACAAGAGGAACAUUUAAAAUUUAUGUGUGAACUUUCCAGAACAAACAAUGAGUGUCAGGACAAAUUAUCUGCUAAUUAUAACCCACAGUUUGGAAACAAUAAUACCAAAAAAGUUCUAUCGCCUGAUGAAUGUCGGAGUUUAAGUGAUCUGGCUCUUCGAGGAUUACGAUUAAUUUCUAAUUGGAAUGCACAAGUGAUGGAGCUUUUCUACUGGAAACUGUUGCAUCUUACUGAUAAAUAUUCCAACCCCUCACUACCUGACAAUGCAGAGGAGUAUGAAAGGGCUACCAGGUACAAUUAUGACAGCAAUGAAAAAUUUGCUUUAGUUCAAGUUAUAAGCAUGAUCAAGGGUUUAUCUGGGGCAUUGUCAAGACUUGAAUCAGUGUUUGCCAGUGCCAUUCGUCAUUUUAUUCAUGCUGAAUUACAAGAAUUUAUUCAAAUAACAAUGCGAGAACCUCUACGUAAAGCAGCUAAAAAUUCAAAAAAAACUUUAAUGAAAACAGUAAUCGUGGCAGCGAGGGAAACAGCAAUCGAUUUGUCAAAAAGUGCAAAAGAAGAUCCGGCUAUACGUGGAGAAAAAGACCCCAAAACAGGCUUUCAUAUUGAUAUACCAACCCGACCUGUUGGGCCAUCUAGUACCCAACUCUACAUGUUAAGGACAAUGUUAGAAUCUUUGACAUCAGAGAAAUCAGGCAAAGGAACAAAAUCAUUCAGAAAGGACUUAGAUGCAACAACAUUGACAUGUAUUGACACGUUUUUAAGAAGUUCAUAUUUUUAUCCCUACCUACUUAAAUUUAGCGAGGUGUUACGUGAAUGUAGUGACCUCUCUCAACUUUGGUAUCGGGAGUUUUUCUUAGAAUUGACAAUGGGAAAAAGAAUCCAGUUUCCAAUAGAAAUGUCAAUGCCCUGGAUUUUGACAGAUCAUAUACUGAAGGCUCGUGAUGCAGCGAUGAUGGAAUAUGUAUUGUUACCACUGGAUCUUUAUAACGACAGUGCGGAUUGUGCACUUAAUAAAUUUAAAAAACAAUUUUUGUACGAUGAAAUUGAAGCAGAGGUGAAUCUUUGUUUUGAUCAGUUUGUGUUUACACUGAGCGAAGAUAUUUAUUCACAAUACAAACAAGUUGCAUCCAGCAUGCUGUUAGAUAAAAAGUUCCGUUCUGAGCUAGAGAGGCGAUAUAUUGAAGAGAAACGCCCUAUGCCAGCCGAAGGUAUCAUUCCGUUUCCACCAACAAACCGAUUUGAAACUUUGAUGAAUCAAAGACAUGUUCAACUUCUUGGAAGAUCUGUAGAUUUAAACAAAAUUAUCGAACAACGAUUGACAGCAUCUUUAAGAAAAUCAUUAGAUUAUGCAAUUAGUAAAUUCGAAAGUGAACCACUGUGCAAUAUAGUUGAACUUGAAACGUUGGUUGAGAUUUGCAGGCUGACACAUGAAUUAAUUUCGAAACAUGUAAAAUUACCAAGUUUUGACUCAAUGUUACGCGAAGCUAAUCACUCUGUAUCUGCACCAUAUGGAAGAAUAACGCUCCAUGUAUUUUGGGAAUUAUACUACGAUUUUUUGCCAAAUUACUGUUACAAUUCUGCAACUAACAGGUUUACUCGAACAACUUUAUCAUUUGUCAGUGAAGUGGCACGUGAUCCUGCACCAAAGACAUCACAUGCUCAUUUCUAUGGCAACAAGGACUUGCAUAGUGCAUAUGCAAGCUUAUUCUCAUUGUAUGAAAAUUUUGUUGGGCCAGAGCACUUCAGUUGUAUCGUUCACCUUCUCAGUUAUCAAGGAAUCGCAGUCGUGAUAGAAGAAUUGCUAAAAAUUGUCAAAAGUUUGUUUAAAGGCACAAUCCAACAAUAUGUCAAAGUCUUGAUGGAUGGCAUGCCAAGUAAAUGUGGUCUACCUAGAUUUGAAUAUGGAUCAGCAGGCGUUUUGGAGUUUUACAAUGCAAAUUUGGAAUCCAUUAUGCAGUACCGUGAUUUGAAAACCGAAGUUUUUCAGGCGUUUCGAGAAGUUGGAAACAUCAUAAUAUUCUGUCUUCAAGUAGAGGAACUAAUGACGCAAGAUGAAAUUGCUGAUUUAUUACAUGCUGCUCCGUUUCAAGGAAUAAUACCCAGACCCUACGUGAAAGAUAAAGAUUCUGUUGAAGCAAAAAUGAAGAGAUUGGAAGCGCAAUACGCAGCUUUUCAGAUUGCUUCACUAGUAAACAGAUACGGCGUAGAUCAGCAACGUCAAAACAGUGAAGAGUCAGACGUGUUGACAAGAGAAAGGUUGUGUUGUGGCUUAUCUAUCUUCGAAGUAGUUUUACGUCGUAUUCAAUCGUUUCUUACUGAUGACGUGUGGAAGGAGCCGACACCUUCGAACGGUGUGAUGAGUAUCGAAGAGUGCAACGAAUUUCAUCGACUAUGGAGUGCUAUUCAGUUCAUUUAUUGCAAACCACUUGGAACCAAUGAGAUUACCGUGGAGGAAACGUUUGGAGAGAGUUUAAACUGGGCAGGUUGCACAAUCAUUGUGUUGCUUGGACAAGAAAACAGAUUUGAUGCGUUGGACUUUUGCUCGCAUAUUUUACGAGUGCAAGAAGUUGACGCCAGACAAGAAGUUGUAGCCGGCGUGGAUUUAAAAAGAUUGGUUGCUCGCAUACACGAAUACCGAACAUUGAAUAAAAACAUAAUGGCUGUUUUAAAACGGUAUUUAAAAUCAGGCGACUCCUCAGUGGAACAUGUGAGAUGCUUUCAACCACCCAUCCACCAAGCGCACAUGUCUUCUGUCUGAUAAAUUUUCAUUAAGCUAUGUACAGGGUGUAAAGUUCUCAUCUUAAUUUUACGUCUCCGGAAACUCUACCGAGCUUUUUCGCAAAAUUUCGUAUAACUUUCGUUGAAUCUUCGUGAAGUUUGGUAUAAUCGUUGUGUAAAUCUCUUGUAAAAAAAAGUUUUACUUCUUAUUUUUGAAUUCGGCAGAAAGAAUUUAUGAAAAGAUAUAAUAGGAAACGUUACUCCUUUAAGAUGUAGAAUAUAUGUUUGUCAAAAACAGCAGAUACGUGAAAUUUCAGGCAUCUGCUGUGUUUUCACGUUAAGCAAAAAAAAAAUGUGUAGAAAUUAAGAUCCUGAUAACUAGGGAAAAACCAGUACUAUGUUUAUAAUCUCGACUAAUAUUUUCUAAUUUUUUCAAGUUGAAAAGUCAUUUUACAUGGUUAGGUUUUUUGUAUAUAAAACAAUUCACGUGAUUUUUUUUGGCGUAUUAUCUCGAUCUAUCUUUUUACUCUAUAUUUAUGUGCGAAAUUUAGACAAAUUUGUCACUUGCACUAAUCCGCUGAGCUGAAGUUUCGAGGCAAAUAUUUGUGUGUCGCGAAAACUUUAAAUCAAUAUAUGUAUAGAUUGACUAUGUAGCGAAGUCUUAUUUUUUAAUCCAACUCCUCGAAAGAAUUUCUUUGCACUGGCAUAAUAUUAUCUUCAUCCGUUUUCCCGUUUUUACUGUUUGUUGUCACCCUGAAACCCGUAUUUGCUCAUCACUAUCCGACAUAAUGUUUUGUCAUAUCUGUGGAGUUAAAUCACACGUGGAUACAUGAUUCCGUCAACAUUUAAUAUGUGCGUGACGUGGUAAUUUCCCUGGUUAAUUGUAAUUAAUCUAUUUCUUUAUAUUCUGUUACAUUAUUUGUAUAUUUUUAUAAUAUUUUAUAAUACCAAGCAUGUGUACCCUAAAUUUCAUGCAGUAGAUGAAGCAGUAAAAGGAA
Messenger RNA from Hydractinia symbiolongicarpus, 4862 nucleotides. RefSeq names its product cytoplasmic FMR1-interacting protein 2-like. Gene Ontology annotation, biological process: regulation of actin filament polymerization; cell morphogenesis; regulation of translation. The record is from RefSeq and is a predicted model, not a curated record. NCBI's taxonomy places the organism in Eukaryota, Metazoa, Cnidaria, Hydrozoa, Anthoathecata, Hydractiniidae. The coding region runs from base 86 to 3904 and encodes 1272 amino acids. Gene Ontology annotation, molecular function: RNA 7-methylguanosine cap binding; small GTPase binding. Gene Ontology annotation, cellular component: SCAR complex. The transcript is spliced from 28 exons.